GGUCCUGCGACAGCUCAUUAUAUACAACUAGCCAGCCAGCAAAAUAGGAAAGUUUUUAGCCUGGUCCCCGGCCAUCUAAGUUAAACUUAGGGGGUAUUCUGCAGAGUUAUUGCUCCUACAGCGCCUGGUCGAAGCAGAAGAAGGCAGGCUCGAGCUUAUGCGGCAGACUUCGCGUGCCGAAAGUCUACAACUUCAUCACUCCCGACGGCGAAGACGGUGGAAGAAGAAUCUGGCCAACUUCUCUCGGAUCUCACCACGCGAGAUGACAAACAUUCUUGAGACAGAACUAAUCCAUUCGCUUCCAAAGCUUGUUCAUCAAGCUAUCAUAACGGUCUACUGUCCCCAGAAGUACGACAAGAUGGCGGUCUUGAAAGAUCCAGAGAAUCUGAAUGUCUGGCUAGGAUCUACCUUGGUGUCCGCCGUCCGCGCAGAUCUCAGACAGGGAAGUUCCGCCUUCGAAGCUUUGAACUUGACCUCCAGACUCUCGAUAAUUGUCGAGCUGGGGGGAUCACCUACCAAAAUAACGGAUCUCGUUCCCCUAAUUACCAACUGUUUAAUAGUCUCUAUUGGCCCCUCUUGGAACUGUUGGAUAUUCAGGCUGUUAUGUGCCCCUCGCUUAUAUCAUGUAUAUAGUAACGUCUGGUAGCUUGAUCAAUGCACAGGCUUAACACACUGAUCAAGAGGAUUGCUCCUGACACAGGCUCUCAGACACCUAUAUCCCAUUUUCGGCGGAUAUCACGCCUUUACCUGUAAAUAGAACUCCCCUUUUUGAGUUAAGAAUUCAAUCCUGUUCUAAUCCACUUGAAUUCGCUCUGUUAUUAC
Amorphotheca resinae ATCC 22711 is the source of this 822-nucleotide messenger RNA. RefSeq lists its product as hypothetical. Bases 158 to 646 code for a protein of 162 amino acids. The record is from RefSeq and is a predicted model, not a curated record. Lineage: Eukaryota; Fungi; Ascomycota; Leotiomycetes; Helotiales; Amorphothecaceae. The transcript has a single exon.